AUGGGUGGGCUUGAAACCAGUAUCUGGGCCCCAGAAAAUCGCCCUCCGAAAUUCAAUGGCUCCAGCUACAACUCUUCAACGAUCUCGAAAGUGAAAGUUGUGCGAGGGAAUGUACCAGCUUCUACUACUCACUGCCAUCCCUCGCGAGAGAUGAGUAACCUUAAGAGUGGAGUAAAUGAAACCAUCCGCGAAAAAGCCUUGAAUGGCGGGCUAUCAUAUAACGAGAUACAAAAGGGUCCUGGUGGGCUGAGCUCCAGUCGAUGGGCUCCGCGCAACUACCCUGGCAAAUCAAGGGCAGCAGAUCGUCAGGAAGUCUGGACUAUGGAUUCGCCAAACACGCAACCGGUUCCCAUGCCUCACGCGCAUAAUGUCUCAGUCCCUGCAUAUUCCUCCCCAGACCUUGGUCUUCCUUACGAAGUACAACAUUACAUUCUUGGCAUGAUGCAACGGAUCAUGGAGGAAGGAUGUUACGCUUUUGCGUCGCGAUGGAUUCCCGACGUACUACAAAGGAACAAUUGGACGUGCUCGGAAGCGGUUGAAUUGUCUACGUGGAGAAGGAUUCUUCCAGAAAAUGUACCACUGACAGCUCUCGCUCCUCAUAGUAGACCUCUUCAUCUAUGCCUGGCUGAUGCUGUUCGAAUACGAAACUCCGCUACUCAUCGUCAUAUAUGUAGCAGCCGCGAGCUUCAACAUAUGAUACAACAGGCAGAAGACCUAAUGGGAAUAUUUUCCGAUCGAACAAGACAGUAUAAGUUUAACAAAUUGUGGGCCGAACUGUUUGAUUGGGAAAAACUUAGCGUCAUGGACAUACAAGCCGCCAGAUACAAGAUGGAGAUGGCACUUCAGGAGAUUGGUGAACGGCAAAUGGACGAUAUGGAUUGGACGCCAAACGCAAUUUCAUUGCAAGAAAUCCCUGCGGUCAAAGUAGAAAUAAGAGAGGUUCAAGAGUACGAUGAUUAUGAUGCAAUGGAGAUAGACUAA
This is a messenger RNA of Sclerotinia borealis F-4128, 981 nucleotides long. The record is from the annotation of a GenBank genome assembly. Lineage: Eukaryota; Fungi; Ascomycota; Leotiomycetes; Helotiales; Sclerotiniaceae.